AUGCCAUUUGAUUGUAGGACUUUUGAAAAAUCACUCAACAGAGAUGAAGAAACAAGUCCAAGAAGCACUCAGAAUUCAAGUUUCAGCCAAGAAUUGAGUACCUCUCCAAAUGAGAAUGAUCUUGAUGGAGAAACAGAUUUGUUUGAUGAUGAUGAUGACAGUAGUUUGUUUAAGGUUGACAGCCAAAGUGAUGAUAAAAUGUCAUUGCAAUGUUCUAAUUCUAUCAACCCUGGCAAAGAGAAGGCAAAAUGUGAUGAAGAUGAGGAAAAUGAUGAUAGCUUUGCUGCUGAUGAUGGGGCUGCUGUUUGGUUAGAGAGCAUUGGCCUUGACAAAAAGAAUUUCCCAUCUCUUGAUCCAAGGAAAGUCAAACUAAAUCGUGAUGGUUUUAAGAAGAUUGAUAGCCGCCCAGAAUCAACGAUCGUUUUGGAAACAGACAUUGAUGUCAAUGCUCUUUUCAAUUUUCUUCUCAAUUGGAAAUCCUGUUUUGCAGCUGCCGGUCCACAGUUUCGGAUUCCUCCUACCAUUUUGUCUCCUUCUGGUUUCAAAGGAGCUGUCUUGAAGUCGAUGAAAGUCAAGCACAGUGAAGUGUUUUUGCCAGAGGAAAAACAGAAAGGACACGUCUUGGAAAUUGUUGGUCCCCUCUUGCCCUGUCAUGUCAGGGGCUUUGUGAAGCUCUUCUGGCAAACACAGGCCAAAGAGUUUUCCAUGGCAUUGAAUACCCAUGAGUCAACAUCUCCAUUUAAUGUUCCAAUGGAUUUUUCCAAGAAUUCAGACAGCCUGAAUUUUGAUGGUGAUGAGGCUCCCAGUUUUCUGGACUUUAAAGCAUUGAGGUCAAUUACCCAAGUGAAGUGCAUGCCUUCAGGAUUUACCUGGUCAUGA
Molecule: messenger RNA, 879 nt
Organism: Acanthosepion pharaonis
Lineage: Eukaryota; Metazoa; Mollusca; Cephalopoda; Sepiida; Sepiidae
Source: the annotation of a GenBank genome assembly